Molecule: messenger RNA, 398 nt
Organism: Lolium perenne
Lineage: Eukaryota; Viridiplantae; Streptophyta; Magnoliopsida; Poales; Poaceae
Source: RefSeq, a predicted model, not a curated record
CAAUGGCGGCGAUGGUGGGCCGUGAGUUCAAUGGCGGCGGUGGCGGAAGCAGGUGGGCAGAGGAGGAAUGGAAGGAGACGUCGGUCGUCUACUACCCCACGGCGACGAGAGGUGCUGCCACGCCGUCAAAGGAAACAUUGGAUCAAUUGGAGAAUGAUGGUGUGAUUAGAAGCAGGAAUUCCAGAGACAUUGAGGAAGAAAAUAAGCAGCUAGUGCAAAAGCUUAAUGAAAUGGAAAAUGAGAUAAAGAGAAGGAAAUCUAGGAAGAAAGAAAUGCAGAGGGCACACCAGCAAGAUCUUAGAAAUAGAGAUAGGAGAGAGUUUAUAAUGUUGAUAGUUGUAGCUUCUGGCUUGAUCUUGUACUGUGUUGUUGCUUUGUUCAUCAGGGGCUUUGUGUGA